Molecule: messenger RNA, 1428 nt
Organism: Mus caroli (Ryukyu mouse)
Lineage: Eukaryota; Metazoa; Chordata; Mammalia; Rodentia; Muridae
Source: RefSeq, a predicted model, not a curated record
AUGGAGGUAUCCUCUGAGCUUCUCAGCAAUGGGUGUACCUCCUGGCAGAGGGUUCUGCUCACAGCCUCCCUCUUAACCUGCUGGCUCCUGUCCACCACUGCUCGAGUCACCAUUGAAUCCGUACCACUUAAAUUGGUUGAAGGAGAAAAUGUUCUUCUACGAGUCUACAAUCUGCCAGAGAAUCUUCGAGUCUUUGCCUGGUACAGAGGGGUAAUAAAAUUUAAGCUUGGAAUUGCACUGUAUUCACUGGACUAUAACACAAGUGUGACAGGACCUGAGCACAGUGGUAGAGAGACAUUGCACAGCAACGGGUCCCUGUGGAUCCAAAAUGUCACCCGGGAAGACACAGGAUAUUACACGUUUCAAACCAUAAGUAAAAAUGGAAAACUGGUAUCAAAUACAUCCACAUUUCUUCAGGUGUACUCCUCUCUUUUCAUCUGUGGGCGCCCUUCUCCACCUGCACACCUCACAAUUGAAUCAGUGCCAGCCAGCGUUGCUGAAGGGGGAAGCGUUCUUCUCCUUGUUCACAGUCUUCCAGAUAAUCUUCAAUCGCUUUUUUGGUACAAAGGGUUGACUUUUUAUAACAAGGUUGAGAUUGCCCGGCACAGAACAGCCAAGAGUUCAAGUGAAAUGGGCCCUGCCUACAGCGGAAGAGAGAUAGUGUACAGCAAUGGAUCCCUGCUACUCCAGAAUGUCACCUGGAAGGACACCGGAUUCUACACCCUACGAACUCUGAAUAGAUAUUCGAGAAUAGAAUUAGCAUACAUUUACCUUCAGGUGGACACCUCCCUUUCCUCGUGCUGUGACCCUUUCAACUCUGUCCAACUGAGGAUCNAUCCAGUGCCACCACAUGCUGCUGAAGGGGAAAGUGUUCUUCUCCAGGUCCAUGAUCUUCCAGAAGAUGUGCAAACCUUUUUGUGGUACAAAGGCGUGUAUAGCACUCAGGGCUUUAAAAUUACAGAAUAUAGCAUAAUGACAGAGUCUAUCAUCAGUGGCCGUGCACACAGUGGAAAAGAGAUAGGGUACACCAAUGGAUCCCUGCUGCUCCAGGAUGUCACUGAGAAAGACUCUGGCUUCUACACACUAGUAACCAUCGACAGCAAUGCGAAAGUUGAAACAGCGCAUGUGCAAGUCAAUGUGAACAAGCUUGCAACACAGCCUGUCAUGAGAGUCACGGACAGCACAGUUAGAGUACAGAGCUCAUUGAUCUUCACUUGCUUCUCAGACAACACUGGGAUCUCCAUCCAUUGGCUUUUCAAUAAUUAGAGUCUGCAGCUCACAAAGAGGAUGACCCUGUCUCCAUCAAAGUACCAACUCAGGACACAUACUGUGAGGAAGGAGGAUGCUGGAGAGUAUCAAUGUGAGGCUUUCAGCCCAGUCAGCUCAAAGACCAGUCUCCCAGUCAGUCUGGCCAUGAUGAAUGAGUAA